AAUGGAAAAAUUACAAAUAAACAGAACGCCAAACAAACAACAAAAAUCUGAAAAUGUUGGAGGAUUAACUGCAGCAACUACAGCUAGCAGUAGUCGAAGACCCUCAACUAGCGGGCAACAACAACCCCAACAAAAAAUAAUUUUAAAACCUCCCAGACCCCCAGUACCCCCACCUUUACCUGCUAGAAGAAGAAAAUCUCUUUUAUUAAAUUCUACAGUAAUUAAUUCGAAUAUAGUUAAUAAUGAUGGAAGAAUAAGGGAAGAACAAGCUUCAGACCAGAUGGAUUUUGGAUUAAUAAAGCAACCACCAACAACAACAACAGGAGGAUUACCCUCAACCUCUCCACGUAUGAGACGUUUUGCUGAAAGAUUGGCAGUUAUCCAAAUUUCCCUCGACCCUCCUAGCCCUCCAGAAUUUGCACUUCAAUCGCCUGAUGAAAAUUCAGGAAGAGCUCCAGUCCCUUUUUGGGCACAACCUGGAUAUGAAAAUUAUUUUAGGCCAAUUGAGGAUUCCUUGUUGUUACAGGUCCCCAGAGUUUUGGACCAAGACGAUGCCGACCCAAUGCGUGAAUGUUCUCCUCCACCUCGACGAUGUUCUUACGCCUCUACAGUUAGUGAAAACUCUUCAAUCUCAUUAAAUACUUCUUAUCAAUCCCUCCUAUUUUCUCCACUCAUUUGCUGUCCAGAUCAAUGCGUUUCUGUUAGAUCAAGAUCCAGCACUUGUUGCUCAGAAUGCGAAGCAGAUACACCACCAACAAACGAAUCAGAAUUUGUUUUUUCUCAACAACAACAACAAAAUAAAGGGCAAGAUGAAAAUCACCGUUCUAAACGUGUCAGUGUUUGUCACUGUAACUGUCAACAAUUAUUAAUUCAACAAAAAAGACAACAAAGACAACGCCGUUCACACAGUGCUGUGUCAACACCUUGCGAACCAGUCUCUCCAUCCCCAACAGUACUUUUGUCGCCUGUUCUUCUAUCACGGCCUAUACGUUCACAGAGUGCUCAUUCACCCAACUUCCUUCGUAAUUUUGGGGCUGUAGGUGGUGGACAACAACAACAAAUGUUACAACAUUCUGAUUCUGUAAGGAAUUUUAAAAAAGAAAUUUUUGGGGGGAUUUUUUUUAAAGAGCACUGA
Meloidogyne enterolobii is the source of this 1135-nucleotide messenger RNA. Lineage: Eukaryota; Metazoa; Nematoda; Chromadorea; Rhabditida; Meloidogynidae. The record is from the annotation of a GenBank genome assembly.